This is a messenger RNA of Sphaerodactylus townsendi, 3000 nucleotides long. RefSeq names its product adaptor related protein complex 1 subunit gamma 2 (gene AP1G2). NCBI's taxonomy places the organism in Eukaryota, Metazoa, Chordata, Lepidosauria, Squamata, Sphaerodactylidae. Gene Ontology annotation, cellular component: Golgi apparatus; AP-1 adaptor complex; membrane coat. The transcript has 22 exons. Gene Ontology annotation, molecular function: clathrin-cargo adaptor activity. The record is from RefSeq and is a predicted model, not a curated record. Gene Ontology annotation, biological process: intracellular protein transport; Golgi to vacuole transport; receptor-mediated endocytosis. Bases 629 to 2836 code for a protein of 735 amino acids.
UCUCUGUGAUGUUCUGCUUCAGUUCAUGAAGAACAACUACCAGCGGUCAGUGCCGUACACACAGCGGUUAUGUGGGUCCACCAUAAAAACUUACGGAAAAAGGGGGGGGAGGCGUUGCUGCGACUACCCCGAAGGAGAGUAACUGACCUGUAUGAAGCAAUUCGAACCUUGACCCCUCUCCGCAAUCGAUGCUAACUUUAGAUUCUCUGUUAUUAUUAUUUAUUCAUUAAAAGGUUUCUACCCCGCCUUGAACUGCAAGGAAAGGGGAGAUAAAAAUAUUUUAAUAAAGAAAGGAUAAAAAUAAUAGAGGAUCUAAGAUUGGCACCCUAAGUAGGAAAGAGUUGGGGCUCAGGCCUGACUGGAAGCCACAAGCUGGCAUGGAAGGAGAUAGGUACUCUUGACGUUCCCAGUGGCACCCAUGUUCCAGACUUGAUUCCUGGCUUUGGAUGCCGGACGUUCCACUGACGUUACCGACCCUAAUCCGGACCAUAAGGAAGCGGACCCAAAGCUACAGGAGCGGGGAGCUGGUCCAGCUGAGGCAUGUAAGAAUUCGGGGGGGAGCCUUCGGGGAUAGCCGAGAGAACCUGACAGCCGGGCCUCUAAUCUAGCCAAGUUACUCUACAUUCACAUGCUGGGCUAUCCGGCAUAUUUUGGACAGAUGGAAUGCCUGAAGCUAAUUGCCUCUCAGAAAUUCCACGAGAAACGGAUUGGCUACCUCGGCGCUGCCCUCCUACUGGAUGAGAAGCAAGACACCCACCUUCUACUGACCAAUAGCAUCAAGAAUGACUUGUCGCAUCCCAGCGCCUGGGUGCAGAGCUUGGCUUUGAGCACCCUCGGUUCCCUGGGCUCGGCGGCCAUGUUCCGUGACCUGGCCGGGGCGGUGGAACAGCUGGCCCAAGUGGGGCAGCCCUCCGUGCGAAGGAAGGCAGUGGUUUGUGCAGUACACAUUAUCCGGAAGGUUCCGGACCUCACAGACACGUUUGUCGCACUCGGCGAGCAGCUGUUGACUGAACGAAAUCAUAGCAUUUUGCACGGAGCCGUCAUGUUGAUCGCAGAGAUGUGCAGACAAAACCCGCAGACUUUGGAACACUUCCGUAAGCACGUGCCCCAGUUGGUAGGACUGCUGCAGAACCUUGUGGUGGCCGGUUACUCUCCGGAAAGCAGCAUCUCUGGCAUCAACGAUCCCUUUCUGCAGGUCCAGAUCGUGCGGCUGCUAAGAAUUCUGGGACGAGGCAAUGAAGACACCAGCGACAGCAUGAACGAUGUCUUAGCCCAGGUGGCCACCAACACGGAGACAACAAGGAACGUGGGCAACGCCAUCUUGUAUGAGACAGUUCUGACCAUCAUGGGCGUGCACUCCGCCAGCGGACUCCGGGUUCUCGCGGUCAAUAUCCUCGGGCGGUUUCUCGUUAACAAAGAUCGAAAUAUCAGAUACGUGGCUCUGACGUCGCUACAGAAAUUGUUGCAAGAGGAGAGCUCUGCCGUCCAGAGGCACCGGUCCACCAUCUUGGCCUGUCUGUCUGACCCCGACGCAACCGUGAAGAGGCGAGCCUUGCAACUUAGCCUCGCCCUGGUGAACCACAGCAACGUGAGGGCGACCAUCAAGGAGCUCCUGGAUUUCCUCAGCCUCUGUGCCCCAGACCUGAAGUCGGACUGCGCUUCCGGGAUAUUCCUGGCUGCCGAGAAGUUUGCACCGAACAAGCGAUGGCACGUGGACACGAUCCUCCAAGUGCUGACCACGGCUGGCUCAUACGUGCGGGACGACGCGGUCCCCAACCUCACGCACUUGAUUGGCGGCGCGAAGGAACUUCAUGGUUACGCAGUGCAGCAGCUAUACCAAGCGCUGGCUCAGGAUAUCUCUCAGCAACCUUUGGUUCAGGUGGCCACUUGGUGCAUCGGUGAAUACGGGAACCUCCUAUUGGCUGGGAGCUGUGAAGAGGUGGAGCCUAAGCAGGUAGACCCGGAAGAAAUGCUGUCCCUCUUGGAACGUGUCCUCCAGUCGCACCUCUCCUGGCCGGCAACGAGGGGCUACGCGCUGACCGCCCUCAUGAAACUUGGGACCCAUCUCCAAGGCAACAGUAUAAAUCGCAUCCGGAGUCUGGUCUCUAUUUACUGCAGCUGCCACGACAUCGAAUUGCAGCAACGGGCAGUGGAAUAUAAUGCCCUUUUCCGUAAAUAUGACCAUCUCAGGGCAUCUAUUUUGGAGAAGAUGCCCCUUGUGGAGAAAGCUAGUUAUGGUGAGGACGGAAGUGAAAAAGGACAGCCGGGAAGAGAGGCGAACGUUACCGUGAACAUCCCCGAGGUGGAGCAGUGCAGCGAUUCCAAACAACCCGAAUCCAGCCAGGUGUCUGAUCUCUUAAACCUCCUUGGGGAACCUACCGAGCCUUCUCCUUUGCAGCCUGCUAUAGGCACUCCGGUGGCAACAGGAUCUGUCCUGGAUUUACUCAAGGAUCUAAAAACCCCAGCUACCGCUCUCCCCCGCCUGGUCGUCUACGAACGAGAUGAGCUGCUGGUCGAAUUCUCAAUGGAGCGUCCCCCGCUGGAGCCCACGUUAUUGCUCAUCACGGCCACGGUAUCUAACAGGGCGUCCAGUGACGUGACCGGAUUUUCUCUGCAAGUGGCUGUCCCUAAGUCUUUCGAGGUGGAACUCCUAGCCCCCAGCGGGUCCACAGUCCCACGACAGGGUGGUCCCCCCAUCAUUCAGUCGAUCCGCGUUUUGAACCCCAGGAAGCUCCCGCUCCGGAUGCGCCUGCGUCUUGCUUACACCCUGCCCUCUGGUGCAACCGUCCAACAAAUUGAGGAAAUCCACUCCUUCCCAGAGGCCGCGUGGCAGUGACCGGCGAACAGCCUGGGAGAUCCACCCACUCCGUAGGUUUCCAGUGUAGGUUUCCAGCCCGCCUGGCUUUCCCCCAAAACAAAGUCCGUGCAGUUGCAGCAACCGACCACCAGGUGGCGUUUUUAUUCCACCUGGAGGCUUUUGGACUCUAUUAGGGGGUGCAC